AAGAACCCAGAAAAAUUGGGCAUUCCUGAAAAGACUAUGCAACGUGCGAAAAGUAAUGCAAAUUUACGCAAUCGAGAACCAGGUAUCUUUAAAAUUCUCUUAUUAGGUGGAACAGGAACAGGAAAAUCUACCAUCAUCAAUACGGUGACAAAUUACUUCAAGGGUGGUACUCUUGAUAAUCCUAAAAUUGUCAUCCCCACAAAGUAUUUUGAUGUUACUGAAAUGGAGUAUAAUGAUAAACACACAGAAGCGAAGGUUGAUGAUGUAACAAAGAGUCAAACUACAAAGUGCAGCACCUACAAGUUUAAUCAUCCUGAUGAUCCUUCCUAUAAAUUUAUCUUUUAUGACACUCCUGGAUUGAGUGACACGAAUGGG
Messenger RNA from Dentiscutata erythropus, 375 nucleotides. Lineage: Eukaryota; Fungi; Glomeromycota; Glomeromycetes; Diversisporales; Gigasporaceae. The record is from the annotation of a GenBank genome assembly.